Fibroporia radiculosa is the source of this 1011-nucleotide messenger RNA. RefSeq lists its product as uncharacterized. The coding region runs from base 1 to 1011 and encodes 336 amino acids. NCBI's taxonomy places the organism in Eukaryota, Fungi, Basidiomycota, Agaricomycetes, Polyporales, Fibroporiaceae. Gene Ontology annotation, molecular function: protein binding. The transcript is spliced from 3 exons. The record is from RefSeq and is a predicted model, not a curated record.
AUGGGUGCAGAGCCGCCGCGUCAGCCAUCUUCCUAUCCGUUUACCAAAUCCACAGCAGAUGUAAUUAUGCGCACCUCGGACGGCGUCGACUUUAAAGUGCACCGGCUGAUCCUCUCUGAAGCGUCCCCGUUCUUCGAGGGCAUGUUCGCUCUCCCCCAGCCUCCUCCCACACCCAAUAAUGAUGUCGACACCCACACUUCUCUAGCCUCUCCAACCACUACCACAUCAUCUAACGACGGCAACAAUGCCCCGACGUCUCGUCAGGACGAUCUCCCCGUCAUACUCGUUACUGAGCCCAGCGAGAUCAUCGACGCACUCCUGCGAUUGUGCUAUCCCUUUUCGCCCCCGGUGUUCGCCACUGUCGACGCGAUUGCAGCUGUUCUCGAGGCCGCGAGGAAAUACGCACUAGAUGGUGUCGUGGCGCGUGUCGCCUUUGCUGCUGCAUGGCAUCUCAGAUUGCACACAGAGGCGGCAGCCGCGGCGAGGGGCACGCUGCGGCACCGCGCCCCAAUCUCGAGCUGGGACAAGGAGAUCUCGCUGGACGCGGUGUUCCUCCUGAUGGAGUACCGCGCCCGAUGCGUCGCGGCUGCGAUCGAAUUUGUGCGCUGCACCGAUCAGUGGGGAUUAUUCAGAGGACUAGGCUCGGGUGACGGCGAGUCGUGUGCCGACCACGACAGCAAAGGUCGUUUCAUGACGCUUUCUUGCGAGCGCUGUCAACAUAUACAGCCGCCGCAGAUCAGCCACCUUACUUGCUGCAGUAAAUGGCAGCGAAUCCAGAUUGACGUGCAUGAGUUUCAGGAUGUACUGGCCAAGUCUGUCGUGCAUCUGCCGUGCGGUGCGACUGUGGUGGAGAACCGCAUACUGCACGUACAGCUAAUGGAGGAGGGGUCGUACAUAGCAUGUACCCAGUGCAAGGUGGAUGCCAUUGAUAUGCUGAACUAUGCGCUGAAGCAGAUGUGCAAAAGCUUGGACGCUGUCCUUGCGAAGCUUCCCCUUAAAUUACCAUGGUAG